GAAGCCUGCCCUGUGACUCUAUGCAUAAGACGAAACGCAACCUUAACCGAAGGUGGUAAAAUUAACCCUUGUGUAUACCAGACAGCGGCUUUUAGGUUAGGUAUAACCUAAGUUUUAACUUCUUUUAAUCUUACAUUACAAUGAAUUUUUGACAUUAUUAGAAAAAAGACAUUUUUACAAAUAAAAAAUGGCAGUGUCCUUUUGCGGAAGGAUUGUUUCAACGCAGUGGAAUUUUUUGAAAAUUCCGAAACGGCAUGGAUACAUAGUCCUACUUCCAGAGAUAGGUGAAGAAUCGUCAGAGAAAAAUCCAUUAUUGAAGGAUGAUAAUUUACCAGAAUUUAAUACAAUUACAAUUGAAAAAUGCAUAGCAGCAAUUGGAAAACAAACUGUCGAGUUUGAAGAAAAGAUGAAAAGCCUGGAAAAUGUUCAAACAAAAAAAGACUUAAAUGUAUUUAGGGAUUGGUUACAUCCAAUCGAAGAUACAUAUCUUCCUUUAGAGACUACCUGGGGUAUAGCAAAAACUUUGUAUUUUGGCAAUCAGAGUCUGAUGCCAACAAAAUGCUACCUGGGUAUUCAUGAGCGUGCAACAAGAGCUGUGGCUUCCAAAUAUGGCAGUGCACCACUCUUUAAAGCAUGCAAAGAAGCUCUCGAUAAUAAAAAUAUCAAACUGACACACUCACAGAAGAGAGUAUUGACCAAAUAUGUAUUGGAGGGAAAGUUGAAUGGUCUACAAUUGCAAGAUAAAGAGUUUGAGAAGUACAGAGAUGACUUGAGCUAUAUUCUAGCGAAAACUAAAGAAUAUAAAGCCAAAUAUGAGAGUUCUACAGAUGCUUACAGUAUGAUAAUACAAAACAAAGACAUUGUAAUAGACUUUCCGGAGGAUUUUGUUAGAUCUAUCGCGGCCGAUCCCACGCGACCUUUCUUAGGGCCUUGGAAAAUCACUUUAAAGCCAUAUAUCCUGAAACCGUUUAUGGAACAUUGUCCUGAUCGCGAAUUAAGGGCAUCAGUCUGGGAGUCCGAUGUCACUCGGUGCUCUAUUUAUCAGGAAAGAUCUGUACAAGCAAGUGUGACAUUGGAGGAACUUCGAGCUAGGAGAAUCGAGCAGGCGCAACGCUUAGGGUAUAAACACUUUGCAGAAAUGAGUAUGGAGACAAAGAUGGCUGGAAAUUUGGAAAAUUUGUACUACACAUUGGAAACUCUUCGAAAUACUGCAUUGCCUGUCCAGGAGCAAGAAAUUGCAAGUUUGACAAAAUUUGCAAAUGAAAGAGGCUUUAAUGAUAAUCUAAGAGUGUGGGAUGUUGCAUACUGGAGUAGAAAACAAUGUCGCAGCAUGUACAAUUGCAAUGAGUACGAAUGGAGAUCGUACUUCCCGUUGCCGACUGUUCUAUCAGGUCUCUUCGAGCAUAUUGAAACGCUGUUUAACGUGAAAAUUGUGGAAAGUAAGAGAGCAGACAUUUGGCACAAGGAUGUUCGAUUCUUUGAUGUAUUUGACUUGAACGGAUCCAGCGCGGCGCCCAUCGCGAACUUUUAUCUAGAUCCUUAUGCAAGAGGCACGGAAAAAUAUCGCAAGGAGCAGGAGUCGGGAUGGAUGUCGACGAUAAAAAGCAAGAGCAAAAUCGGUGAUAGCACUCCAUUGGUCGCUUUGAUCUUCAAUUUUCCACCGCCAAUAGGCGACAAACCUUCUCUGCUUUCCUUCAAGGACGUGCAGGUUCUCUUCCAAAAGUUUGGACAUGCCUUGCAACAUCUCCUAACCACAGUCGAGUAUUCGGAUAUCGCUGGACUAUCAUUUGUGGAAUGGGACGCAGUGUUCAUUUGUGACUUUUUUAUGGAAAACUGGUUAUACGAACCAUUCAUGUUACAAAAGAUCUCUGGACAUUACGAAACAAAACAGCCAUUGCCCGUUGAAGUCAUCGAAGGAUUUAGAAAGAUGAGAUCACACUUUGCUGGUUACAAACUAUGUAAGGAACUUUAUCUAUCGCAUUUGGAUUUAGAGUUGCAUUCCAGUGAUAAAUUUUGGGUGCCAAUGAUGAAAUCUCUGUGGCCAAAGUAUUUUAUGUUACCUCUCGAAAAACGGGACGUUCAUGUUUGUUCUUUCGAAGCUAUAUGGAGUGGAAACUGGGCAGCUGCAUAUUUCAGCAAAGUUUGGUCUGAAAUGAUAGCUGCCGAUUUGUAUACGGCGUUUCAAGAAAUUGAAUUCGACGACAAGUUGCGGCAGAAGGAGAUGGGCGCGAGGUUCCGCGACACAUUUUUAUCCUUGGGUGGCAGUUAUCCUGCUGCCGAGAUAUUCAGGAAAUUCAGAGGUAGAGAUCCGAGCCCGCAAGCGUUGCUGGACAAUCUCGGAUUAACUUCACAAAUAAUUAAAGAAACCAAGUGAUACAAUUAGAUAGAUCGGUAAUUUUUAGCAGAAGGAAGUAAAGAAGUGUAAGAAUUUUGUAUAGUUACUUCGGAAAUAGGAUUAAUUGAUGUAAAGUUGCCGAAUUAUGCAAUAAAUUAUUAUCUAUAAGAUAUA
Molecule: messenger RNA, 2509 nt
Organism: Cataglyphis hispanica
Lineage: Eukaryota; Metazoa; Arthropoda; Insecta; Hymenoptera; Formicidae
Exons: 11
Coding region: 188-2374 (728 amino acids)
Biological process (GO): peptide metabolic process; proteolysis
Molecular function (GO): metalloendopeptidase activity
Source: RefSeq, a predicted model, not a curated record